This is a messenger RNA of Mastomys coucha (southern multimammate mouse), 2842 nucleotides long. It is a transcript of the gene Haus3, whose product is annotated as HAUS augmin like complex subunit 3. Gene Ontology annotation, cellular component: HAUS complex; centrosome; mitotic spindle. The record is from RefSeq and is a predicted model, not a curated record. Gene Ontology annotation, biological process: spindle assembly; centrosome cycle. Lineage: Eukaryota; Metazoa; Chordata; Mammalia; Rodentia; Muridae. The coding region runs from base 783 to 2594 and encodes 603 amino acids. The transcript has 6 exons.
GUUGCAGUCUGCGCGUGCGCGUUCCGGCGCUCCCGUGAGGCACUGCGGCGCGCGCGGUUGGAGGCUGGCCGGGAGCAGUGGCGGGGGCUUCCUGAGAAUUCUCCAGGUGCCUGUCCUUGGGACCUUGAAGAAAUAACAAAGUCAAAGAAGAUUAAGGCCCCUCAUUUAAAGCAUAGAAAAAGGUAAUCAGAGGUCACAGACAGUUAUGGCCAGCCACAAAAUUAGUUCCUGAUAACCACACAACAGACACCCAUUAAUCCCCCUCCCAACUUCGAUUCCACUCCAACAAAUGGGUACAGCAUUUCCUCCUCUUCAUCCUGGGCAUCCAAAGAAUUCCCAACUGUAUUGUAUAUAAACCCAAUGUUUUCUGGACUCAUGAUUGCAUGCCAGCAUUCAUCCUGUGAGUUCGAAGCAUGUGAUCCAGGUCAGGACACGAAAUAAAGACUCUUUCUGCAAAUUGCAUCGGGCUUCGAAAUUCUUGACCUCGCCUGGGUUUCCCGUGGAUUCAGGGCAUAACAUGAUGACUGAUGGGUACUUUGAAACUUGUCAACUUGUCCUGGUUUUCUCUGCAUUAGGCUGGUUAUAUCUCUAAAUCCUUUGAACCUGAUGAACGCUGAUUGAAGUAAAUAUUUAGUUGACUCUUCUUAGAAAGGAAAACACAUUAUAGAUUGUAUUUUUUUUCCUUUUUCUAUGGACUUAGUGUAAACAUAUUUUUCUGUUUGAACUUAGUUUUUAAAAACCACAGAUUCAUAUCAAAUAUAAAAAACAGGAGUAGUUAAACCAUGAGUCGUGGAAAUGAGUUUGUGGAAACAUUGAAAAAAAUUGGUUAUCCUAAAGCUGAUAUUCUUAAUGGAGAAGAUUUUGACUGGCUGUUUGAUGCUGUUGAAGAUGAGUCAUUUUUGAAAUGGUUUUGUGGGAACGUGAAUGAACAGAAUGUAUUGUCUGAAAAAGAAUUGGAAGCUUUCAGUGAUCUUCAGCGAUCAGGCAAGCCCAUCCUAGAAGGAACAGCAUUAGAUGAAGUUCUUAGGACCUGUAAAACUUUUGAUUUGAAGACAUGUAAAGUGGAUGACAAAGAGAUACAGAACUUAGAGGAUGAGGUUCAAACUCUGCACAAGUUAAGUAACUUAAAAAUUCAGCGAAGGAAUAAAUACCAGUUAAUGACUUCUGAAACUAGCUACAAGUCUCUGGCAUUAAAUGCUAAACAAGAGGAAGCCACUAAGAAGCUGAAACAGAAGCAAAGGUUCCUUGAUUCUCUGAAUACUAAGCUCAGUAAUGAACUUCAGGGUCUUACUGAGGGAAUUAAUAAUUUGAUGAUGUUCUUUAGAAACUCUAAUUUAAGUGAAAGGACAAAUCCAAAGGUGUUUUUAUCUCAGUUUUCCUUGGGAAAAUAUAUAAGCCAAGAAGAGCAGAGCACAGCAGCCUUAACCUUAUAUACAAAAAAGCAAUUCUUUCAGGGCAUGCAUGAAGUAGUUGAAAGUUCAAAUGAAGAAAAUUUUCAACUUUUAGAUAUACAAACACCAUCUAUUUGUGAUAAUGAAGAAAUCCUUGGGGAGCGACGACUGGAGAUGGCUAGACUGCAGAUGGCAUGCAUCUGUGCCCAACGGCAGAUCAUAUACUUGAAAACAAGUAAUUUGAGCAUGAAGUCAAGUAUAAAAUGGGCAGAAGAGAAUCUUCAUAGACUAACCAAUGAGGUUAUUGGUAAAGAAAAUUUGGAUGUAGAAAUUUCUAGCUUGAACAGUGAGAUUCUGAAACUUGAAGAACAAAUCACUCAUAUAAAAGACAAAAUUUUGCCUCCUUUGGUAAAAGAGAAUGCCCAGCUAUUGAACAUGCCAGUUGUAAAAGGCGAUUUUGAUCUACAGAUUGCUAAACAAGAUUAUUAUACAGCAAGACAAGAGUUAGUGUUAAAUGAGUUAAUAAAGCAGAAGGCAUCAUUUGAGCUUGUCCAGUUAUCAUAUGAGAUUGAGUUGAGAAAACAUUGGGAUACAUAUCGGCAACUGGAGAGUUUGGUUCAGCAACUUAGUCAACAAAACACGGUGCUCUGCCAGCACUUGGCACUGUUAACAGACCUCUCAGUAUCUGAGCAGUUAACAUCAAGGACUCCCAUCAGCACCAAAGACCAUUCUACUCACAGGCUUUAUCAACUUUUAGAAGGAGACAAUAAGAAAAAAGAUUUGCUUAUAACCCAUGAACACCUGGAGGAAGUAGCUGAGAAAUUGAAACAAGAUGUUUCUCUAAUACAAGAUCAGUUGACAGUAUCUACUCAAGAGCACUUUGUCUUUUUGUCCAAACUGAAUAAUGAUGUGGACAUGUUUUGUGAUGCUUUGUAUCAUGGAGGGAAUCAGCUAUUGCUUUGUGAUCAGGAGUUAAUGGAGCACUUUCAUCAAGUUGAAUCUCAGUUGAAUAAAUUAAAUCAUCUCCUUACUGAAAUUCUUGCUGAUGUGAAGACAAAAAGAAGAAUUUUGACAACUAAUAAGUUGCAUCAAGUGGAAAGAGAAUUAUAUGUAUAUUUUUUUAAAGAUGAAGACUAUCUAAAAGAUGUUGUGGAAAAUUUAGAAAACCAGUUAAAGAUUAAGGCUUCAGGUCUUAAAGACUGAAGACGUCUUCUUUUUUUUUCCCAAGACAGUAUUUCUCUUUAUAACCUAACUGUCCUGGAACUCACUCUGUAGACCAGGCUGGCCUUGAACUCAGAAAUCUGCCUGCCUUUGCCUCCCAAGUUCUAGGAUUAAAGGUGUGUGCCACCACCGCCCAGCAACUGAAGACUUCUAAAAACGGAAUCUUUACUAUGACUGCUGUGUUUUAAAGUACCGGACUAUAUCUAAUAAACUACUAAUUUUUCUUUGCA